Molecule: messenger RNA, 4049 nt
Organism: Periophthalmus magnuspinnatus
Lineage: Eukaryota; Metazoa; Chordata; Actinopteri; Gobiiformes; Gobiidae
Gene: map4k2
Product: mitogen-activated protein kinase kinase kinase kinase 2
Exons: 31
Coding region: 262-2838 (858 amino acids)
Biological process (GO): protein phosphorylation
Molecular function (GO): ATP binding; MAP kinase kinase kinase kinase activity
Source: RefSeq, a predicted model, not a curated record
GCCAGUUGGGACUCUUUGCACCUCUGGGUUGUAGUGCGUGCUUCUGUUGUCGCGUGGAGUGUGUUGCUUCUGUGCGUGAACACCGUGUGCCCUUAUGCCUGAUCGAUACAAAGCCUUUUAGCGAGCCUUAAUUCCCCAUAGCACUGUCCUCCUCUUGGUCAGAUCCAGCGUUCGCCUCCUGGUCACAACAACAGCUGGGAUGUACGAGUGAAGAGAGACCCGCGCCCGCUUGGACCGCAGUGCCCACAGGGGUACGCAGACAUGGACAGGAUAGGGGUGUCGUUCCUGGACCCUCUGGAUGACUAUGAACUCAUCCACCGUAUCGGCUGCGGCACCUAUGGUGAUGUUUUCAAGGCUCGUAACAUCAGGACAUCUGAACUGGCUGCAAUCAAGAUUGUCAAACUGGACCCAGGGGAUGACAUCACCUCCAUCCAGCAGGAGAUCACCAUGAUGAAGGAGUGCAAACACAAAAACAUUGUAGCCUAUUUUGGCAGCUACCACAGGAACACAAAAUUGUGGAUUUGCAUGGAGUACUGCGGAGGAGGAUCCCUACAAGAUAUUUACCAUUUGACAGGUCCAUUAAAAGAGAAGCAGAUAGCUUUUGUGUGCCGAGAAACUCUUCAGGGCUUGUAUCAUCUUCAUGAAACUGGCAAAAUGCACCGAGACAUCAAGGGUGCCAACAUCCUUCUAACAGAACGCGGAGAUGUCAAACUGGCUGACUUUGGAGUAGCUGCGGAGAUCAGUGCUUCUGUCGCCAAGAGAAAGUCUUUUAUAGGAACACCAUACUGGAUGGCUCCAGAGGUGGCAGCUGUGGAGAAGAAGGGUGGGUACAACCACUUAUGUGACAUCUGGGCCGUGGGCAUCACAGCCAUCGAGCUGGCAGAGCUGCAGCCUCCCAUGUUUGACCUACACCCAAUGAGAGCUCUGAUGUUGAUGUCUAAGAGCAACUUCCAGCCUCCAAAACUAAAAGACAAAACAAAAUGGUCGUCAGGGUUCCAAAGCUUUGUGAAGAUGGCCCUCAUAAAAAACCCACGGAAAAGGCCAUCAGCUGAGACUCUGCUGCAGCAUCCCUUUGUGACCCAACUGUUGACGAGGAACCUGAUUAUUGAGCUGCUAGACUUGGCCAGUAAUCCUGAGCUCUUCAACAGCCACUCCCACAGCCUGGAUGAGAAUGAUUUGGAGGUCGAAGAAGAGGCUCCAGACAAGAUCCAGUCAGCGGGGAAGCACCUGGCCGUGGAGAGAACCUUGUCUGAGGAACAAUUUGACCAGGUGAAAUUCAGGCCUCCUUUACGGAAAGUGACAGAGCCUUAUCCUGAUUUGCAGGGUUCCUAUGAUGACGACUGGAGUCUGUCUGGAGAUGAGGAUAAUUCACCGAGCCUUCUGGAAUGUGUGGAGCAAGCUCUGCAGCUGAGGAGUUUAACAAUUAAGAGAGUGCCCUCUACUGACGCUGGGAGGAAGAGUAGUGUGUUCAGCCCCACCACAGCCUCCCUGCCGGCCUUCAGCUCUCUGUCCACACACACAGGUGAUCAGGACCUGACCCUCAGACCCAGCUGUACCCUGGGCCCUGACACAGCUAUAGACAACGAUUGCCACUCUUCACCAGGUUUGUCGCGGUGCUCUGCCACACAGGACAUCCGACAGCGCUGCAGUGACCCAUGCCUGCCUGGAGGGGAUGCUCUACCCAAGGAAAAGAAGCCAAUUGCAGUUUCACCUCCAAAAAGAGAAACCCCUCUUUCACCAGAAUGGAGCACAUUAAGGAAAAAGGCUGAGGACUCUAUGGGAGCGUGUUUCUCUAAAGUUUUCAAUGGAUGUCCACUUAAAAUAAAUUGUGCUGUUACCUGGAUUUUCCCUAAAACAAGAGACCAGUAUCUUAUACUCGGAGCGGAGGAAGGGAUUUACACAUUGAACCUAAAUGAACUUCAUGAAGAUACACUAGAGAAGUUGCUGCCACAGAGAUGCACAUGGCUUUAUGUUAUGAACAAUGUGCUAAUGACUGUUUCUGGGAAAUCCUCACAGCUCUGCUCCCACAGUCUGACAGGUCUGUUUGAACACAAAGGCACAGAGAGUGUGCACAAGAGGCCCAGCACCCUGUCACUCAGCACCAACCGCUUUACUGAGAGAAUCAGCCACAGAAAGUUUGCUGUGUCGGGAAAGAUCCCUGACACUAAAGGCUGCAGGAGGUGUAGUGUAGCCAGAAACCCUUAUACAGACAGCACUUUUCUGUGUGCGGCUGUGCCCUCUGGUCUAGUCCUGCUCCUGUGGUAUGAGCCUCUGCAGAAGUUCAUGCAUCUUAAGCAUAUAGCUGUAAAGCUGCCUGACAGUCUGCCUGUAUUUGAGCUGCUGGUGGUGGUCACAGAUGAAUUUCCUCAGCUCUGUGUUGGAGUGAGAGACUUCAGUAAUGGGAAAAGUGGUCAGGAACUCAUGUUUGACAUCAUAGAGCUCAAUGGUGCUCCUAUCUCUAUACCAGACAGUGGUGCACUUAAGGCUGGACAGGUGACCCAGCUUGACAGAGACACAGUUCUUAUUGCAUUAGAAAAGAUGGUUAAGAUUGUCAACUUGAAAGGACAACCAUCCAAAGAGCUAUCUGCGGAAAUGCUAUUUGACUUCUCCAUUGAAACUCUAGUUUGCUUACAAGAUAGUGUUUUGGCUUUCUGGAAACAUGGUCUCAAAGGGAAGAGCUUUCAUUCUGGUGAAGUGACACAAGAGAUUACAGAUGAGAGCCGGUCUUUCAGAGUCCUGGGAACAAACAGGGACAUUAUUCUUCAAAGCACACCAACUGAUGACCCCUCAGCGCUGAGCAACCUCUACAUAUUAACCGGACAUGAAAGUAGCUACUAACUGUUGGGAAUUACCAAGAACUUAAUGUUUAUUGCACUCCAUGUUGUAAAUCUGUGGUAGACACCAGCAAAUGCCAAGACAUGCCAUCCCGGACUCUAAUGAAAUGAAAGCCAAUGGCUGAAGCUGCUUCUCAUGGCCCAGUUACAACAACCACUGUAAAUAUUUCAGAGCUUGAAUGGACAUUUGGAACUAACAAUAUAAUGUGUGAACCUAUAGCAUUCAUGGUAUGCAAGAGAAAUGAUAACUUUCUAAAGAGAAGUUUUUUUCUUCAGCAAUAAUGUCUGUACUUUUACUAAGCACAGAACACACCUCUGUACUUUAUAAAGGCUGUUAGGUUUGUUAAAAAACCUUAAAGAAACAUGGACUGUAUUUUUUUUUUUACAGGGGGCAUGAUAUUUCAUAACAAGGAUAUCUAUAUCCACAGACUGAGAGACAACAAUGUAUCAGAUUAAUAAACCCACUGUUACAAAUAACUUAAAUGAAUGUAUGUUAUAGCCUAUGUAAAAUGGCCUUUUGUUAGAGGCAACAUUCUUGAGUGUUACCGGAGUGUCAGUGCAUUUUGUUUGUUUAAAGGGAGACUAUUACUUUACUUUAUAAUAUAUUCUGAAUUGUUCAGUGGAAGUAAUCCCUCGAAUUUUCCCUCCCUAUCUGCAGGAUUUUAAAUUACCACUAGAUGGAGGCCUGAAUCACAGUGUGCCACAAAAUUGUAAAGUAGAUCUUUUAGCUUAAUAUUAACCUAUCAUCACUACAGAUCAUACUUGUAUUUAUUUAUUUAUAAAUAAAAGCAGAUGUUAUUACAGUUGUCCACACCAUAAAUGCUUUACAUUACAAUAAUUGUUAAAAUAAUUUUUAAUGAAAAGCAACAAAAGUUUAAAAAUAGCCAAAAAACAAAUGUUUUUGAUUUUUUUUUUUUUCGACUGCCAUAUAUAUAUAUAUAUAUAAAACUUCGUAAAGACUAAGGCUAUGUUUCAAGAAGCAGGGUUAGUCCAACCUCAGGAUAUGUUAACCCUGAAAAGAGUUCAACCCAGAGUUUUCAGUUUCAAAGACGGUCAGCACAGUAAUUCACUCUCUGAACCUAACCUGGUCCAGAGCAGUAGUUAUUCCUCUAACCCUGACCUUAACCAGAGUCUGCUCCUGAAAGAGAGCUCUGAUUGGACAGUUCACUUGCCCAGUCACAGAAGUAGGAAGAGUUAAAUCAAGGUUUAAUGAUG